This is a messenger RNA of Uloborus diversus, 2208 nucleotides long. RefSeq names its product sodium- and chloride-dependent glycine transporter 2-like. The transcript is spliced from 15 exons. Gene Ontology annotation, biological process: sodium ion transmembrane transport. The record is from RefSeq and is a predicted model, not a curated record. Lineage: Eukaryota; Metazoa; Arthropoda; Arachnida; Araneae; Uloboridae. Gene Ontology annotation, molecular function: glycine transmembrane transporter activity. Bases 128 to 2065 code for a protein of 645 amino acids. Gene Ontology annotation, cellular component: membrane.
CCCCUCGAGUCGAGACGAAAUUCGAAUGUCACUUGGAAUUGAGAACCGUCAGUGACGGGGAAUAAAUUAACUCUUUGCGCCAAAUGACACUGCGCCCGAAGACAGCUUCAAGACAAGCGGUUUCCAAAUGGUCGUCGUCGACAUCAAAGUUCCGUCAACGGCAAAUGGCACAAAACCCCUGACGGAAAAGGAAGAUCAAGCUCACGAGAAAUGGGCAAAUAAGGCGGAAUUUUUGCUCUCUUGCAUUGGCUUGUCUGUGGGAAUAGGAAAUGUUUGGCGAUUUCCGUAUCAAGCGUACCAGAACGGAGGAGGUGCUUUUCUUGUGGCAUACGUCGUUGUGCUGGCGCUAGUGGGCAAACCCCACUACUUCGCAGAGCUUGCCAUUGGCCAGUUUUCUGGACUCGGCCCAGUUCGAGUAUGGCGAUGCAUUCCAAUUGCAAAGGGCGUCGGUGUAGCAAUGGUUUUACUCUCUGUCAUGGUGUGUAUCUACUACAACGUCAUCAUGAGUUACACACUUUAUUACAUCGUGCAGUCUUUCCGGUCGGAAGUUCCGUGGCAAAAGUGUAACGAUUGGUGGGGAGCGGAUGAAAUGUGUUAUGUUCGGAAAGAAAACCAGACAAACUGUAGGGAUAUAAAGGAGCAAUUAGUGAAGUUUGGAACUGCGUUCAUCGAUGAAAGUGUUACCGGAGUAUCGGACAACUAUACUUAUUUUUCAUUCAAAGGAGCGGAUUACGCUGUGCAUUCGGAAAGAUUUGCUGAUGCUCUAAACACCUGCAGCAACGGGACGCAGACUGCUUCGGAACAGUUCUGGGAGCGGUAUGUUUUGGGACUAACCUCUGGUAUUGACGAUCUUGGCAGCCUAAAGUGGGACUUGACGCUAUCCCUAUUUGUGUGUUGGAUGAUUUGCUUCUUGGGUCUUAUGAAAGGCAUCAAGAGCUCUGGCAAGAUAGUUUAUUUCACUGCAACAUUUCCGUAUGUCAUCUUAGUGACCUUAGUUAUUUAUGGCUGCUCACUGAAUGGUGCUUCCUCCGGUUUGAAAUACUUCUUUAUUCCUGAGUGGGGGAAACUUCUGGACAUAAAGGUAUGGAAAGCCGCAGUGGAACAACUUUUGUUCUCUCUUAGUCUCGGUUGGGGUUCCCUCAUCGUGUAUGCUAGUUACAAUAAAUUCGAUAAUACGCUUCAGAGGGAUGCUUUGUUCGUCAGUUUGCUAGACUUCGCAACAAGUUUAUUGGCUGGAAUUGUGAUAUUUGCCGUCCUUGGAAAUUUGGCUCACGAAAUGAAUGUUGAUAUUAGUAAAGUGGCGAAACAAGGGCAAGGACUGGCAUUUGUUACCUAUCCCGAAGCGCUGGCUCGCUUACCCGUCCCUCAGCUGUGGUCCAUUUUGUUUUUCUUUAUGUUGUUCCUGUUAGCCAUUGAUAGUGAGUUUUCUUAUUUAGAAAAUGUUUUUACUGCCAUAUACGAUGAAUUUCCUCAUCUGAAGAGCAAAAGGGUGAUCAUCACAUUCUCGUGCUGCAUGUUGUUUUUUCUGCUGGGCCUGCCGAAUGUUACUCAGGGAGGACAGUACGUUUUGAACCUCAUGGAUCGAUAUGGUGGGGGAUACGCAGGGAUUUUUGUGGCAACAUUCGAGAUCAGCUUCAUCAUGUGGGGUUACGGGGCUGAAAGAUUUGCCGAUGACCUUGAAUUCAUGUUAGGUUUUCGUCCCGGACUAUAUUGGCGGCUUUGUUGGAAAUACAUCUCGCCAGUAGUAUUGUGGGUUGUCUUAAUUUACAGUUUCUUCACUCACGAAGUCAUAACAUACGGUAAUGUUCCUUACCCGAUGUGGGCCGAAUACGUAGGCUGGGCCCUCAUCAUGGUCUCUGUUUUACAAAUUCCUAUCUGGGCUGCUGUAGAGUUAUACAGGAGAAAAAGUUGGCGAGCUGCAUGUCAGCCCCAUCGAGACUGGGGACCAUCUAAUUCAGAAAUGCGAUUGUUGUACGAACAGAUAUAUUCUGCAAAACAUUCAGAUACAAAGUGUAAAGGAAUUGACAAUUUGGCUAUGGACAGAAUGAAUGGCGAUAUUAGCUAACGAAAUUUGUUUGCAACGAAGGAAGGGUUUUUCUUCAAGAUCAUUAACCAUUUCAUCGAAUGAGAAAGGAAAGAAAGCAUUGAAGAAAAGAAGACAUCAUUUUACAUACACUGAUAUUUUCUUUACUAAUAAUAAAGCUGAAA